ACGACGUUGUUUUCCGAACUGACAGAUACUCGUUUAACGAUGUCGUUCGAUGAAUCUCACUGUCCAAUCAGAUCAAGCCCAUAGUGUUGUAGAUCACGGGUCGAUUGGGCCAAACAUACGCCAGUGGACUUGUAGAUGGGCCCAUUACACACACAUAAAAAAAAAAAUCCCUAACCGCCGAUGAUAUACCCGCGAAAUUUGGUCGGCGAUGAUCCGUUUGCGUCACUCCAGUUUUUCAGACAGAACAACAAGCGCCGCACCGCCCGCACCGCAGGGAUGGGAGGAAACGAGAGCAGAAGAAGCCAAAGUAAGGAACAAUUUGAUGCGGGCGGGCGUCAUUUCCUCCGGCCGGCCGCCGAUCGAUUAGCCCGAAGAAGAAUCACAAAGCUUGCUCCUUUUUCCAAGGAUUGUGAUUUUGAUGGCGAAAGGGAGAGCGGGCUAGCCGCUGCUGCUGACGCUCGCCCGAAUUAACUUUUUCCAAUACCCUGUACUUGUCGUGGCCUUUUGAAAUUAUGCCGAAAAAACCCAACACUGAAGUUCCUCCGGUGGUUGUUGUUGCCAGCGGCGGGUUCAACUUAUCCAUCUACUACUUCAGUGGGGCCCUUGCACGGCAAAGUGAAGCUUUCUUUCUCUGUCUCACCUACUUCCACCAUUAACUCCCCACUCCCCUUUUUGCUACUGUUGCUUCUUAUAAUCAUAUCCCAGCUUCACUGGUUUUCUCACUCGGACGGUUUCCUGGUUUUGUGCUAGUCACAGAGAAGGAGCGCAGAGUUAAUUCGCCAAGAGGAAGUAGACAAAGAAGAAGAGGGGGAGACGUCUGCAUUUCUCCUCCCCUCUGCCGAGAUGGUGGAUCAGCAUGGAGGUUACAACGUGGAUGAAGCUCUCCUCUCUGUGGGGUUUGGAAAGUUCCAAAUCUUUGUCUGCCUUUAUGCGGGUUUGGGUUGGAUAUCAGAAGCGAUGGAAGUGAUGAUUCUCUCAUUUAUUGGUCCAUCGGUGAAGUCUCAGUGGGAUCUAAGUGCAAAUCAAGAGACUUUACUUUCUGUAGUUGUAUUUUCCGGCAUGUUACUCGGUGCGUACAUGUGGGGUGUAAUUUCAGACAAAUUGGGAAGAAGGAAUGGAUUUGUGGUCACAGCAUUCGUUACGUCUCUAGCUGGUUUACUUAGUGCCUUUGCCUGGAACUAUGUUGUGUUGCUCAUUGCUCGUUGUUUGGUUGGUGUUGGCCUUGGAGGAGGGCCUGUACUCUUCGCCUGGUUCUUGGAGUUUGUACCUGCAACAAAUAGAGGCAUGUGGAUGAUUAUUUUCUAUUCAUUUUGGACGGUUGGAACUAUUUUUGAAGUCGGUUUAGCAUGGAUCAUUAUGCCAAGAUUGGGUUGGAGGUGGCUGGUCGGUCUUUCUGCUCUCCCUUCGUUUGGUCUCCUUGUAUUUUAUCCUCUGACACCUGAGUCCCCGAGGUACCUCUGCCUAAAAGGUAGAAAAGACGAUGCCCUUAAGAUUAUGGAAAACAUAGCAAAAUUGAAUAAGAAGGAACUGCCUCCUGGCGUCCUUCUUACCGAUCGUGAAAUUGAGCUACAAAGACAAGUCUCGAAGCCAGAGGCAUCUGCCACUGAUUCGCCUUCUUCUGCCCCUAGAUGGAAAGAUUCUGACUUGGGUGUCAUCGAGACUCUACGGAUGUUGCUUUCUCCAAGAUUAAUUCGCUCAACCAUACUCUUGUGGUUCAUAUUCUUUGGGAAUGCAUUUUCAUACUAUGGUCUUGUUUUGCUCACUACUGAAUUAAACCGUAAAUCUCAUUGCAAUUCGAACGGAACACAAUCCAACGACAAGUCAGAUGCUGGUGUUGACUAUAAAAAUGUUUUCAUUACUACUUUAGCAGAAUGCCCGGGCCUCUUAAUAUCAGCUCUCCUUGUCGAUAGGAUUGGUCGCAAAAUUUCAAUGGCAGCUCUGUUCUUCAUUUGUAUCGUGUUCGUUCUGCCACUGGUCGUCCAUCGAUCUCCACUAGUGACCACCAUUCUCCUAUUUGGGGCAAGAAUCUGCAUCACGGGAACUUUUUCAGUUGCCUCUCUAAUGGCUCCGGAGCUGUACCCUACGUCAGUCAGAUCAACCGGUUAUGGAAUUGCAAACUGCGUGGGCAGAAUUGGUGGGAUGGUAUGUCCAUUUGCAGCAGUGAAGUUGAUGGAAUCAUGUCAUCAACGUGAAGCGCUUCUGCUGUUUGUUGGCGUGAUUGUUGUGGGGCUGUUUUCAGUACUGUUGAUUCCUUACGACACUAAGGGCCGGGAAUUGACAGAGAGCAUAUCGAGCACAAAACAUGACAAGCAUCGCCAAGCUGUCUGAAACUAGUUGAGAGAUUGAAUGAUGAAGACGGCGGCGUGGCAAUGGCGGGCGACACAAUGUACAUUGCCUUUCAGUGUCCUAUAUAAGUGUUUGUGUGGUAUAUAAGUGUAUGUGUGUAGUGUAAUGUUGUGUGGAGUUAGUUUCAAGAUGGGUGGGGACUAGUUGUGGUUUGUGGGUUGCAUUGUCAAAUGAUGUAUGUAUGGACUGCAAGGUUAUUAGCUCUUAUUAACUUCUUGCUGAGGCUUUUUGGGGGCUAUCAUCAUCAGGUAAACCUUGCGUCACACGGCUGCGUUAGUGCGAGAGAUGUAUCAUAAUUACAAGUUGUGAUGAUGGAGGGGGUGCUACUUUAGUUGAUCUUUUAGGAGUGGUGGGAAUCAGGCUAUUGUGCUCACAACACGAUUUGUAAGAACGUGUCUGCAGAGGUUGUAAUCCUUGGAUUCGACCGUUUGGGUGUCGCGCCCGUUGGAUGGAUGUGGUAGCAAUUGUAUAAAUAAAAUGUUAUUGAAUUCAUCCAACGGGCGUAUAGCGUCUAUUACCUUAUCAGGUAGCUCCAAGCCUCGUGAAAAAGUUCUUACAAAUGGGUUGUGAGCGGCCAAACACCAUAGUCGAAUUGAGUGGUGUGUAGCUUUUUUAAUGCGAUAGCUAAAGGAAUUGUAUAGUACGAAAUAACAUAUAAAUGGAUUCAACUCAUAAACAUUAAAAAAAAAUAUAGACUAAUUGGUCCAAUUGAUUGAUUUAAACCAAG
Molecule: messenger RNA, 3073 nt
Organism: Linum tenue
Lineage: Eukaryota; Viridiplantae; Streptophyta; Magnoliopsida; Malpighiales; Linaceae
Source: the annotation of a GenBank genome assembly